Messenger RNA from Carassius gibelio (silver crucian carp), 4133 nucleotides. RefSeq lists its product as uncharacterized. Bases 112 to 771 code for a protein of 219 amino acids. Lineage: Eukaryota; Metazoa; Chordata; Actinopteri; Cypriniformes; Cyprinidae. Gene Ontology annotation, cellular component: perinuclear region of cytoplasm. The transcript has 4 exons. Gene Ontology annotation, molecular function: calcium ion binding. The record is from RefSeq and is a predicted model, not a curated record.
AGUAGUUCCCCUCCUCCAGGCGAGGGAAGGGAAAAGGAAAAAAAGAGGCUUUACUGCAGCUACUGCGAACUGUCAGUCCGUGCGGUCCCCUUUUUAGGAGUGAAAGCAAAGAUGGAGGCAGCGAUUAAAACCAUGGUGAGUGCCUUCCUGAAGUCAUCCAAGGGCAAGGAAAACCUCGGAGGGAAGGAGUUCCAGAGCCUCGUGAAGAACCAGCUGAAGAACGUUCUGGCGGGCUCAGAGGACAAAGAGGCAGUUAAAAACAUGUGUGAUGAGCUAGACAUCGACCAGGAUGGGAAGGUCGGCUUCAAGGAGUAUAUGAAUCUGAUUGGCUAUCUGGCGCAGUCUGUCAGUGAACAGCAUUGCUUGGAAAACAAAACACAAGCAGAGAGUUCAACCCAAGAGACGAAGACUGAGGCGGCAGCAAGUGCACAGGCAGAGCCGCCGAAGACAGAGACACAGAAGACAGAGCCACCGAAGACAGAGACACCGAAGGCAGAGCCUGCGAAGGCAGAGACACCGAAGACAGAGACGCAGAAGACAGAGACACCGAAGGCAGAGACACCGAAGACAGAGCCGCAGAAGACAGAGCCGCCGAAGACAGAGACACAGGCGACUAAGGAGCUGGAGAAGGAAGACAAGCCAGUGACCGAGGAGGCAGCAGCCAAAGAGAAGAAGCCAGAGGAAGAGAAAAAAACAGAUGUGGAACAGGAAGGGGUGAAAGUUGAAGAGAAUAAAGCUGAAAAGGAGAAUAAAACAGAGGAAGCAUCGUAGGAGCUCGAGGAAGUCGAGAUAUCACAUCUCAAAUGCUUCUGUUUGUUUUGUUCGUCAUUUUCAUUAUUGUGUUAUUUUAAUACAUAUAAAACCUGGCCAAUAUACUAAAACUGCCAUAGCCCCCUUAUUAAAGGUUUUUUUAAUGAGCUAGGACACAUUUCUCAGUACUUUUCAAAACUUUUUUCACAGUUCUCCUUACAAACUUUCAGCCUGGCACAGCAGUAAAUUUCACAUCCAAAAUGCACUCAAUACACUAGUAAAGUUUUUUGGCCAGCACACACCCUUGAGGGCAUUUCGUACUUGAAAUAGUUAACCCUGAAUCAUUCUGAACCCAGCGUCAGUGUCAUUGAAUGUGUCACCUGUUCACAUAACAGCUCUGGCAUUAGACGCCCUCGUAUUAUUGCAGCUAGGGUGGACUAUACCAGGUUAAAAGUGCUGUUAAUCCCCUUCUACAUUUCAAGUGUAAAACUUACCAUUGCCCAGGGUUAAAAACCAGGUUUAAAACAAUGACAACCCGAAGUUAAGCUCUGAGUGGAAAAACCCUUUGUCACUCAUAAAACAACCACCUAAAAACAUAUAUAAUAAUAUAUAUAACAUUUCUUUACAAAACAAGAAUGACGCCUCUCCACUGUUUAGAAUUAACGGCAGUAUAUGUUACAUGGUCCAUGUUUACAUUACAGCACAAAAUGCUAAGUUUUGUAGUCAGUAAUGAAAUGAAAGACUUAGACCUGUGUAGGUGUACAGCAACAUGGAAUUGUUUUGAUUGUGUCAUUUAGAUUCGGAAUAUAUUUUAAUCUAGCAUUAUUACUGUAGAAGUGAAGCAAAUUGCUGUCUUUGUUUUUGUUUUUCAUCAUGUUAAGUUUUGAAAUCGAUUUUAAAAUUUUGAAUAAAGCGUGCCAACUGAUCUAUAGCUAGAUUGAAUUUUGCUGGUGAUUGUGUUUGCGUGAGAAAACAAUUAACAUGAUUUGAGAAAUGUUUAGUCGUUAAAUGCAUUGUGUGCAAAAGCAAUGGAAAAUGUGUAGGAGUGUAGGAGAAUGCUGUUGUUUAGUACGUGAAGAGUUUUGAAAAAGUGACCUAAUAUUGAGAAAUGGGUCCUAGUGAUUGUAAAAAACUGUAAUACUAAUUCAUGCCUGUGAUUCAAUCAUUUUGUACUAAUAGUGUAUCAUAGAAAUUGGCAAUAGCCGCAAAAUGUGACAAAUGGCCAAAGAGGUGCAAUAACUAAUCACUAUGUCCUUUUGUUUGAGCCAGAUUUGUUGUAAGGGUACUGCAACCACUGUGUCCCCUCGCCAAUAUCUCUACAAAACAUCCGUGAAUGAAGAAUAGACACAGUUUUUAUUGCAUUAAUGUUGAAAAAGACAGAUAUCCUUUUUAAGUGUCCAUUAUGUCUUUUGUUUGUGCCACCUUCUAAGGACAGGGUUACUAUUUGACUAUGAUGCUGAUCGUAAAUGUAUUAUGUAUUUUCCAGUGUUGCGGAAGCAUAAAAAGAGCAAGUUUUCCACCUCGCUUAUUUUUUGAUGAAAUGCCAUUCUGCUGGAAUUUAACAUAAUGCAUCACCAUUUAAAUGUGGAUUUGCAUUUGUGGCGCACAUGGGAACACUAUGCAGUCCAUAUACUAUGUUGUUCAUAUUUCUGGGCCUUGUUUGCAUGAGAAUAAACAAAUUUGCUUUUGAAUAAUCCAGUUCUAUGGCAUGCUUUCUGUCUUGUGUAUUCGGCUCUAACUCUCUCUGACACGCUCUAUUAGCUGGUCUUUCGUUUAAACUUCCACAUGCUCUCCAUCUUAGCACUUGUCUAAAGAGCUGGAAUAUCGGAUGCUUAGUCUUCUUAUGAUAGCUGAUGCUUAAUAAUUAAAUGACUUUGGGAGGGAAUCCACACCAGGGGACCCUUGUGGGCCCGCGGGAGCCCCAAGUCAUCCCAAAGUAUCGGUUCACUAAAGCAGUUAGGGCCCAAAGACCUUUACAUUCAUAUUGCAUUCAUUCUUUCAAACUUUAUUUGAACUAUAUUAGCCAGCAUAUAUUUAGGUGUAUUUAGUUUUUGUGUAAUGUCUUGGUCUCUAAAGUCUAGGUCUCUUAAGAGUGUGAGUAGAGUGUUUUAAUGGCUUUGCAAAGUUUUAAAGUUCUUCUUCUUUUUUGCAAAUGUCUUAAAGUCUCUUAAAGAUCAUAUUCACAGCAGGACUGACCGGUUUCACUUAUAUGUUGUUCUUUUAAACAUAUUUAAUAUGUUCAUGUUAAUAUGCAUUUGUUUAGCGCAUAAACAGACAGACAGAUAGAGAGAGAGAUGAUAGAUUUGAAUGUAUUAUGCUUAAAACUAGCUAGAAAUAUCUGAUUAGUAAUAUUAUUAUUCCAUCAUGUAUUGACUGUUGCAUAAGAUUUGUGCUAGAAAAUCCUGUAAGUCUGUUGAGGAACCUUAUUAUAAUGUUUCUUAAUUUAAUUUUGUUUUACUAAUUCAAUGAUACUAAUUUUGAUAGCAGCUAAAGGGUAAAUAUGCAACUUGUUCCAGUUUGUUAUGAAAAGUUUAUGAAACCCAAAACAUGCGUAACAAGAAGAAGAGACAAAUGCACAGGUACCUUCACUUUAGCCAUUAUCUAGCAGUUUACAUAAUACAUUAAAGUAUACAUUAUACAUACUACAUUAUGCAUUAUACAGAUAUGAAUAGCCUACAUUAGUGUGAAAUCCUACGCCGCCUAAAAAGGCCUCAUUUAGAUCAUGCUAAUGAGCUCUCGUUUAGCUCAUGCUGUCAUGUAUAUCUUGGCUAAAUCUAAAACCUCUGUUUACUUUGGUGUGUCCGUCUGGUGUUACUAGGCCCCACUACAUUAGCAUUACAGCAUCAAAAAAUCAUGAAGUUUGGCAAACAUUCUUUAACCGCAUUUUGUUUGUAUAGUGUGGAAAAUGGUUUCGAUAUAUAUUUGAAAAGCCACUAGCAUGAACAAGUUUGAUGUUAUUCAAGUUUGUCAGUCAAAUAGAAGUAGAUAGCAGCUCUGCCUUGGUAGGUGAUUGCAAGGCCCCACUACAUUAGCAUUAUAACAUCAUCGCAUCUUAUGCAGUUUUGCUAAACAUUCAAGUUUUGGCCACAUGUUGUAUGUAUAUUAUGAAAAACAGUAUUGAAAUCUAUUAGAGAAGCCAUGCACUAGCUUGAACAUGUUGCCUUUUGACUUUGAUGUUAAUCCUGUUUUGUCAUCCACAUAACAGUUAAUAAGAGCUCUUCAUAGUUACAUAAAACCUGUUCUGCCUUUUAAAAAAAUGCAUGAGCAUUUCAUAAAGUGAACAAAACACAAUGUACCCAACUGACCACAUAUGCAUCCUUCAUUUUCUAUGCUGUACGACUGACCAUCUCCGUCUACUCAACAAUAAAGGACUGUAAUGCAAA